AUGCAGCGUGACCCUCCGAAAAAGAAGCUGGAGAAGAAGCCGGAAAAGCGGCUGUUUGACCCCAUGUCCUUCGGGAAAGACUUGCUGGCAGGCGGGGCCGCGGCCGCGGUGUCCAAGACGGCGGUGGCGCCCAUCGAGCGGGUGAAGCUGCUGCUGCAGGUGCAGGCCUCGUCCAAACAGAUUAGCCCGGAGGCGCAGUACAAAGGCAUGUUGGACUGCCUGGUGCGGAUUCCCCGCGAGCAGGGUUUCCUCAGUUAUUGGCGUGGCAAUUUGGCAAAUGUUAUUCGGUAUUUUCCAACACAAGCUCUAAAUUUUGCUUUUAAGGACAAAUACAAACAACUUUUUAUGUCCGGAGUUAAUAAAGAAAAACAGUUCUGGAGAUGGUUUUUGGCAAACCUGGCUUCUGGCGGAGCGGCUGGGGCAACAUCCUUAUGUGUUGUAUACCCCCUAGAUUUUGCCCGAACCCGAUUAGGUGUUGAUAUUGGAAAAGGUCCCGAAGAACGACAAUUCAAGGGGUUAGGUGACUGUCUUAUGAAAAUAGCAAAAUCAGAUGGAAUUAUUGGUUUAUACCAAGGGUUUGGUGUUUCAGUACAGGGCAUCAUUGUGUACCGAGCCUCUUAUUUUGGAGCUUAUGACACAGUUAAGGGCUUAUUACCCAAACCAAAGGAAACCCCAUUCCUUGUCUCCUUUUUCAUUGCUCAAGUUGUGACUACAUGCUCUGGGAUACUCUCUUAUCCCUUUGACACAGUUAGAAGACGUAUGAUGAUGCAGAGUGGUGAGGCUGAACGGCAGUAUAAAGGAACUUUAGACUGCUUUUCGAAGAUAUACCAACAAGAGGGAGUCCGUGCAUUCUUUCGUGGUGCCUUCUCCAAUGUCCUUCGUGGUACAGGGGGUGCUUUAGUGUUGGUAUUGUAUGAUAAAAUUAGAGAUUUCCUUUAUAUUGGUAGUGGAAGUAGUUCAUCAGGAGAUUAAAUUGAGAAAUGCAUAUAUUUAGCUCGUUACACAUACAAAUUACAUAGCUGCCGUCUGUAUACAUUUUGAUAGUUUGUUAUUACUGUCAGUAUUUUUAAAGUGGUAAUUCUGCAAUAAAGCAUAAGCUUUUUCAAGCAUUUAAAUACUAAAAGUCAGAUAAACGUGGGUUUCCUUCCCACUUGGACUCAAACUCACUUUAAUGAGACAUUUUACUUAUAAUUAGUAUAUGUUAUUUUGUUAGUUUAAAAUCUCUUACUUUUGUGAUGAAAAAUUAAAAUGUAUAAUGUUAAAAUAUAAGAAAUGAAAGUUCUUUAAAAAUGCUAUUCUUUUCAUGUAAUUGUCUUCCCAUCUUUUAAAAUCAUAUGAUAUGACACAUAUUUCUUAAAAGCUUAUCAGAAGAUGCCAUCAUUAUAUCUCUGGGCAAAGUAAGCUUUCACCAACAGCAUCUCUACUAAGACAUCAUACUAUACUUUACAUCAUACUAUACUCAGUUUAUUACUAAGUAUAGUAUUCAUGGUAUCGUAUAGCUUUUAUUAAACACAGAUCCUAGAUCUCAUAAAAAAACUGAUAAUGACGUUAAUGACACCAUAAACCUGUAGUCGGAAAAUAAAAGAUAUAAAAUGGCAUAUCUGCUAACUUUUAUCUUUAAAAUCUUGCUAAUGUGAAUAUAUCUUGGAAUGAAAAAAGUCCCUCGAAAAUUAGUUUGUGUAUUUUGUAUUGAUA
This is a messenger RNA of Miniopterus natalensis, 1695 nucleotides long. It is a transcript of the gene SLC25A31, whose product is annotated as solute carrier family 25 member 31. Lineage: Eukaryota; Metazoa; Chordata; Mammalia; Chiroptera; Miniopteridae. The record is from RefSeq and is a predicted model, not a curated record. Gene Ontology annotation, molecular function: ATP:ADP antiporter activity. Gene Ontology annotation, cellular component: mitochondrial inner membrane. Gene Ontology annotation, biological process: negative regulation of mitochondrial outer membrane permeabilization involved in apoptotic signaling pathway; mitochondrial ATP transmembrane transport; mitochondrial ADP transmembrane transport.